Molecule: messenger RNA, 798 nt
Organism: Mya arenaria
Lineage: Eukaryota; Metazoa; Mollusca; Bivalvia; Myida; Myidae
Exons: 2
Coding region: 1-798 (265 amino acids)
Molecular function (GO): protein binding
Source: RefSeq, a predicted model, not a curated record
AUGACUGGACUACUUCAGCUGUUGUUACUGGUCAGCGUGGCCAUGGCUUCCGAGCCAUCGUGUCCAGCAUGUUCCAAAUACGACUACGAAGAAAAGAUGCUUGAGAGAAUGAUCCGCAUGGAAUUCGUAUUUGAGAAAGUGUUAAAGGAAAACAAGGCUUUAAGCAAAACUGUUGAGCAAGACUUAAUGCUUAUCAAUGAGGAAAGCGAACGUUUGCACGUGACCGUUGAUUCCCUAAAGGAUCAACAGGAGCAAGCUGAACGCAGACUGGAUUCGCUCAUGGAGGGAAUUGAGAGAAACCAGUCCAGCACACUGGAAAAGAUAGUUUCCGAUUCAAACUCUACGUUAGAACACACUGUUGCCACCAUCAAUGAUAUGAGAGACCAAAUCGCUAUUCCAUUGGAGUACUUCCACGACCGCUCUCCACAGACCAGUAGCCUGUCCACAGGUGAGGUGAUCGUAUACAAGACAGUGAUGACACACCAGGGAAACGGCUACAGCGCCACCACGGGCAAGUUUACCGCUCCAGCACGGGGGCUCUACUCGUUCUUUAUGCACACAUGUACGCGGUCAAAUAAAUAUGCUGCUCUCCAGAUAGUGAAGGAAGGCUCAGUCCUCAUUACAAGUGUACGGUAUGAAAAGGACCAAUCCGCCUGUUCUAGUAGUCAGGUUUUUGUACACAUUGAUGCCGGGGAAACUGUCUGGGUACAAUGCUCCAGUGGGGGCUCGAACAUACAACUGUAUGAGGGUCAUCCUCAUUAUUGGACCAGUUUUGGUGGUGCUCUCAUCCACAACUGA